Cannabis sativa is the source of this 3321-nucleotide messenger RNA. RefSeq lists its product as uncharacterized. The record is from RefSeq and is a predicted model, not a curated record. The transcript has 6 exons. Gene Ontology annotation, molecular function: chromatin binding. The coding region runs from base 895 to 2889 and encodes 664 amino acids. Lineage: Eukaryota; Viridiplantae; Streptophyta; Magnoliopsida; Rosales; Cannabaceae.
UAUUAAGAAGAAAAAAAAAAGUUUUAACCUUUAUUGUUGUUUGUUCAACUAUUCUUCUGUUCAUCCCUUUCCCACCACACCACCAUUGUCAGCUCCAAAGCUCUGCAACUCAUUCUAAUCUCACUUUCCAUGUUCCAUGGCCAUUUCAAGUUUUCAUCUUUCACCUUCUCUAACCUCAAAUUCUCCAUCUUUUUUAUCUCUCUUUCUUUACUCUCCUUUGUACCCACCAAAGUAAAUACAAUGCAUUCUCCUCUCUUCUUCUCUUCCAACCCUCUGAAGCUUUCUUUCUCUCUAAUCUGUUGAAAACUGAGAUGCCCAUUUGGUUCUUUUGGCUGAUACUGUAGAAAACAACCGGCCAAGACCAUUUCUUUUUUGGUUCUUUUGGGACAAUCAAGGAAAGUUUUUAUUUUUAGUUCUCUUGGCUUGAUGGGUUUCUGAUCUGUCUUCUCUCCUUCAAAGCACAGCUCUUUAUAGGCUCUUUUGAUUCUUUGUUGGGUUUUGAAGUUCAUCUGCUGAGAGAGUUAAUUGGUUCUGAAGCUGUGCUUUGAUUAAAUGGUAAAAGUCUUUUGAUUUUUUUUUCUAAAAACAAUUUCAUAGUUGGGAUUUUGUUCUUGGGUUGGUGGGCAUCUUUAGCUAUAAAGCUUGGGCUUUCUGAUCUGCCCUUAUAUGCCCAAACCAUAAAACUUUUUUUUAUGAUUCUUUAGCUAUAAAGUUUGAAAAAAUAUUAGGGGGAUGAUGUUCCAUUAUAGAAAGAUUGUUGCUUUUUUGUUCUGAAUUUUACCUUGGUUUUUUCUCUUUUGGACCCUUUGCCAUCUUUAUUGGGGGCAAGACUUAGCUAUGUAAUUAGAAUAUCAAGUUGGGGUUUUGUUAUUUUUUUGUUAAAUCCUUGUCAAAAUGUCUGGAAAUGGUCCAUGUUUUGUGGAAUGGAAAGAACAAUUUGUUUCACAAGAGAGGGGAAAUAGAGUUGUUCAUUAUUUCUUAAAAGAUUCUAAUGGAGAAUCCACUCUAGCUGUUGUGGGCACUGAAAGGAGUGUUAGACACAUGUUUUAUGUGAUUGCUGAGGAGUUUUUGGAAGUUUAUGGUAAGGAAAGUAGUUCCAUUCAUGCUGGUUUUAAAUGGAGAUCAAGAAGAGAGGUUGUUGAUUGGCUCACUUCUAUGCUCUCCAAACAACAUAAUCUUCAUGGAGAUAGAUCUGAAUCACCUACACAUGAUUCAACACAAGCAUUACAGUUUCCUGAAUACCCAAUUGAUGGAAUUAAUCAUAACCAUGCAUCAGAUGGAAAGGGCCGUUUUGCAAAGAAUUUCAAGGGACACGGUUCGGAUAUUGUUUGGUCAGGAAGUCCAUGGGCGUGUGGUAAGCAGCUCAAGCAUUAUCCGGCAUUCUGCAGGAACGGGAUUACAGUAUCGAUUCAUUCUUUUGUGUUUGUUAUGGCGAAGGGGGCGAAUCACUACAUUGCUUAUCUAGAAGAUAUGUAUGAAGACAAGAGGGGUCAAAAAAAGGUCAAAGUGAGGUGGUUUCACCGAAAUCAGGAAGUCAAGGGAGUGAUUCCAAUACGAAAUCCUCACCCGAAAGAAGUUUUUAUAACCCCAUACGCACAAGUCAUUAGUGCCGAGUGUGUAGAUGGUCUUGCUACAGUCCUAACUCGUGAACAUUAUGAAAAAUGUGAAGCUGCAAUUCCUCAAGCUUUUUUGGUCAAAGUACAUAUGUGCUAUAGACAGUUCAAAAGUAACAGAACAAAGUCUUUUGAUUUGAGUAAAUUGCGAGGUUAUUUUGAUCAACCGAUUCUCUCUUGUCUCGGUCCUGAUUUCUUCCUUCAGUCCGAGUCAUUGGAAGAAACGGAUGACAUAAGCAAUGGAGAAAAUGUAAAGGUUGGAACUAAGAAGAGGACUAGAAGCAGCACCGAUCAUUCGAGAGCCAAAAAGUCAUCUAAAAAUCGCGGUACAAUAAGAGACGGCCUAUUUUCACUCAAGCAUUUAAGAUCUCAGCCUUGGUUGACUCAACUGUUUAAGGUUGAUGAUAAGAUAGAAUUGUUAUGCCAAGAUAGUGGCAUCCGAGGAUGUUGGUUCAGGUGUACCGUCCUGCAAAUAUCGAAAAAACAGAUCAAAGUCCAAUACGAUGAUUUGCAAGACGAGGAUGGAUCUGGCAAUCUUGAGGAAUGGAUCCCUUCUUUUAAACUGGCAAUGCCUGAUAAACUUGGCAUGAGGCAUUCAGGCCGCCCCACAAUUCGGCCAACCCCUAUUAAAGAACAGACCGAGCUUUCCCUCGAGAUAGGAGCUGCAAUCGAUGCAUGGUGGAGCGAUGGUUGGUGGGAAGGAGUUAUAACUGGAUUAGGUAGUUGUGGUGAUUAUGUCCAAAUUUUCUUCCCUGGUGAAAGCUUGGUCUUGAAUUUACACAAAAAGGACCUAAGAACAUCCCGAGAUUGGUUGGGAGAUAAAUGGAUUAACAUUGAGACGAAGCCCGACAUAGUUUCAGCCAUAUCCAUUGUUUCUAGCUCAGGGUCAAGGCCAUCCACAUCGUCAACAAUUUAUAAAGACAUCAAUUCGGGUGGCUUAGCUUCUACUUUUGAAGACCCUUCUAGCACGAAAUGCAUCAUUCCCGAAGAGGAAAAUCAAAAUCUCAACUUGACUACAUCUACUAGUUCUGAUGACCCUCCUAAAGAUAUGGACUGUGUCGAUUGUGAGAUUGAGAAGUCACCGUCGCUGAGAGACAAUGAUGGUGUUGAAGUUGACAACGGUUGUGAUAAUGCAGACAGUUCCAAAGGCGAAGAUGGGAAUGGCAAUGGUAAUGACAAUUCCAACAAUGAUGACGGGAAAGUAGACACAAAGGAGCAUGAAACUUCCGAGCAAAAGAGCAGUAAAGAAGUAGAAACAAUGGAAGUAGCGGGAUAAUAAGAUGUCUAACACGAGUUGGUACGCCUUUAGUGUUUUCUACGAUUAAUUUUUUAAUUUUAUGUCAAUUGUUAAGAGUGGUUUGAUUAAUUUUUACCUUAUUAGUUAGUGUCUCUGUAAAUAGUUACAAAGUCUUGGGAGGGGAAAACUCAUUCCAUUCAUUCGAAUUGGUUGGGGCAGGGCGAGGCGGGCGGUCUUUUGUAGGUGUACAGUGACGGAAUUAGGAUUUUGAUUUUGAUGACCCCUUUUCUGAUUUUUACUAAUUGGCAUUAGAACUUAGAUACCCUUCAAAAUUAGGAGAGCUCCAUAAAUUGAGUCAGAAAAAAUAGUCUGUUUAAUGACUCACAUUGUGCUUGUUUUGUAUCUUUGUGUAAAAAAAACAACAAAAAGAUUGAAAUCUAUAAUAUGAUAUCAGAUCAUUUGUGUUCUCUA